AGAUGACAGAUGAAACUAUGAAAAAUGUUGUAAUUACACAUUUAAAGCUGUGAUCAAAUUGUUCCUUGUCUCUAGGUCUAAAACACCAGGUGGAAUGGACUUCUCAAAUACUUCAAACCUUAACAGCACUGUGAAAACACAGACUCUUUUCUGCUACGAGUCUUUGAGUGGAUCGUGUGUGAGGUUUGCUCGACCCCUGAGCACUCAGGUUCCUAUGUUCACAUCGAUGGGGUUGGCCAUACUGGUGACUGUUAUUGGGAACCUUCUGGUCAUCACCUCCAUUGCACACUUCAAGCAGCUCCAAACCUCCGUAAACCAACUCCUCCUCUCCCUGGCUGUGUGUGACCUCCUUCUGGGACUGUUUGUAAUGCCGUGCAGUGCUGUGCGCUCUGUCCAGGGCUGUUGGUACCUAGGAGGGUUUCUGUGUAAGCUCCACACCAGCACUGAUAUUAUGCUGAGCACAUCCUCCAUCUUCCAUCUAUCCUUCAUCUCCAUUGACCGUUACUUUGCUGUCUGCAGGCCACUGUCGUACAGACUGAUCAUCAGCAAUAACACUGUAUUGAUCAUGAUCGCCACCAGUUGGCUGGUCCCUGCCAUUUUUGCUUAUGGAAUGAUCUUCUCUGAGAUGAAUCUAAAAGGCAGGGAGGAUUUCUAUGAAACACAUGUCAAGUGUAUUGGAGGCUGUUAUGUGUUCUUUAGUCCAGUGGCGGCUGUAGUAGCAUCGUCCUUCAGUUUUUACAUCCCAGGCCUGAUCUUGAUUUGUAUAUACUCCAAGAUAUAUUGGGUUGCCAGGACUCAGGCCAGGUCCAUUAAAGAUUUAUCUCGUCAGUUUAAAGAGGCAGACUCUGGACGUAGAGAGAGACGAGGGGCAAAUAUUCUGGCAAUAGUAGUGGGAGUGUUUCUAACCUGCUGGAGUCCCUUUUCCUUGUGCCUCAUCAUUGACCCUUUCAUACAGUACUCCAUCCCACCGCUGUUGGGAGAUACCCUGGUUUGGUUUGGAUAUUUGAACUCUGCUUUUAACCCUGUUGUCUAUGCUUUCUUUUACACUUGGUUCAGGAGGGCUUUGAGAAUCAUCAUCAGUGGUCACAUCUUUCACAGGGGUUCAUGUAGAUUUAGAUUGUAUUCUGAGUAAAGUUUCAGUUGAUGUUACUGUAUGACGUGUUCAAAUAAAUAUAUGAAUUAUGA
This is a messenger RNA of Coregonus clupeaformis (lake whitefish), 1185 nucleotides long. Its product is annotated as trace amine-associated receptor 1-like. The record is from RefSeq and is a predicted model, not a curated record. The coding region runs from base 95 to 1132 and encodes 345 amino acids. Gene Ontology annotation, molecular function: trace-amine receptor activity. Gene Ontology annotation, biological process: adenylate cyclase-activating adrenergic receptor signaling pathway. Lineage: Eukaryota; Metazoa; Chordata; Actinopteri; Salmoniformes; Salmonidae. The transcript has a single exon. Gene Ontology annotation, cellular component: membrane.